This is a messenger RNA of Musa acuminata subsp. malaccensis (wild Malaysian banana), 3614 nucleotides long. The record is from RefSeq and is a predicted model, not a curated record. NCBI's taxonomy places the organism in Eukaryota, Viridiplantae, Streptophyta, Magnoliopsida, Zingiberales, Musaceae.
UCCUGGAUAGUCAUGGCGGACUGCAGGAAAUGGGAGAAGAAACGACAACGUUAACAGGACACCGGGACGAUACUAUGUGGAUUGCUUUACUAUUAUCAAGGCACCGAAAAGAUUAGUUUAGGGAGAUCGCAACGAGGGAGGGGGGAGCAAAGAUACCCUCGCUUUCCCCGCUUCCUAUGAAGCCCUAGCCAAAAGGAAGCAUUCCGAGGUUCCUUUUUCCUUGCUUUUGCGUGUGAUUCUCAAGGGGCGCCUGCCUUGUGAUUCCUGUCCUCGGCGUUUCCGCGCAAAAAGGUGCUGCCUUUGGGUAUGUUUGCUUGUGGUUUUGCUGCGUUCUUGAUGUGCCUGUUCAGUGGAUUUACAAGCCCAUUUGUCUCUUCAAGAGAGAACCCUGCAUUGUGAUUCUUGUUUCUCUGCGUUUACGGGAAAAAGGAGCUGCCUUUCGGUAUGUUUGCUUGUGGUUUCCGGUGUUCUAGAUGCGCUUAUUCAACGGGGUACCCAUGCCUCUUUCUUCAUUCACAUUUCAAGAAUGUGUUCUAGCGAAAAAAUAGCAUUUUUAAAGAGAGUCAAAAGUAGUUCUCUUGAUGCUUAGAUUAGCGCAGGGCAAGAGAAUUUUGUGUUGAUAUGGUUCAAGUAAUUUGUUUGUGUUUCUGAGUGACUUCCUGUCGAGUGAGAUGAGAAGCUUUGAUGGAGGGAUCUUCUCGUUGCUUCUUUCUGCGUUGUCUAUGGAUUUGCCUGCUAGAUUUGAAAAAAGCAAAACCGAUUGUUGUUGGUACUAGUGAAAAUAUAGUAGCCUUACUCAUAUUUGUUGCAGAUUUGGGGUAAUGAUGCACGCUCCAUCCAAUAAGAGAACUGCAGCAGAAAACGGGGAUGGAGGGAUUGAUGUGGUCCUCAUGCGGUCGCUCGGAAAUGGGGAGGAUUUAGGCCCCAUUGUUAGGUAUGCUUUUGAGUGUGGAAAACCUGAGGCCCUCUUGCACCAACUCAGGAAUGUUGUUAGGAAGAAGGAAGUGGAGAUUGAAGAACUGUGCAAACUUCAUUACGAUGAAUUCAUCCUUGCAGUUGAUGAGUUACGGGGUGUGUUGGUUGAUGCUUAUGAUCUCAAGAGCUCUCUAUCAAGUGAGAAUUUACGGCUACAAGAGGUGGCAAGUGCACUUCUGUUGAAGCUCGAUGAGCUCCUUGAGUUGUACUUGAUUAAGAAAAAUGUCACAGAGGCCAUACAAACGUUGAAGGUAUGUGUGCAGGUCUCAAAACUAUGCUUAGCUUGCAACAUGCAUGUUGCAAACAAUCGGUUCUACCCUGCACUGAAGAUCUUGGACUUGAUCGAGAAAGAUUACCUACAAAACACUCCACUUAAGGCCCUGAGGAAGGUGAUUGACAAGCAAAUACCUGCAAUUAAGCUGCACAUAGAGAAAAAAGUGUGCAGUGAGUUCAAUGAUUGGCUUCUUCACAUAAGGAGCAUAGCAAAGGAGAUUGGGCAGUUGGCUAUAGGACAGGCUGCUUCGGCCCGUCAAGGGGAUGAGGAAAAGCGGGCUCACCAGAGGGAAGCUGAAGAGCAGAGUCGAUCUGGUGUUAAUCCUGUGUAUGCAUUGGACUGUGAGCAUAUUGAUGAAGAUUCAGUGCUAGAGUUUGACCUGGCUCCUUUAUAUCGUUCGCACCAUAUACACACAUGCUUGGGCAUCCAAGAAAAAUUUUGUGAGUACUAUUACAAUAACCGGCUAAAUCAGCUGAAUUUAGACCUGCAGAUCUCGUCAGCACUGCCCUUCCUUGAAUCUCAUCAACCCUUCUUUGCACAGAUUGCUGGGUUUUUCAUCGUGGAAGCUCAAGUUCUGCGAACUUCUAGGGGGUUGUUGUCGGAGAGUCAGGUGGAGAGUUUAUGGGAUUCAGCUAUGUCAAAGAUGAAAUCUGUUCUAGAGGAUCAGUUCUCUCAUACAAACACAGCAAACCACCUUCUACUCAUCAAAGACUUUGUUACUCUUUUUGGUGCCACUCUUUUGCGUCAUGGGUACCAGGUAACACCUUUGCUUGAGGUUCUUGAUAACAGCAGAGACAAGUACCAUGAACUUCUCCUUAGUGAAUGCCGCAAGCAAAUAGGAGACAUCCUCGCAAGUGAUACGUUUGAACAGAUGGUGAUAAAGAAAGAGUAUGAGUACAAUAUGAAUGUGGUGUCAUUUCAUCUUCAGUCCUCGGAUACAGUGCCAGCUUUUCCAUUUAUUGCACCAUUCUCUUCCUCUGUUCCAGAUGCAUGUCGUGUAGUGCGUUCCUUUAUUGAGGACUCAGUUAGCUAUCUAUCAUAUGGAGGUCAUAUCAACUUUUAUGAUGUUCUAAAGAAAUAUCUUGACAAGCUUAUGAUUGAUGUGCUGAAUGAAGCUCUGUUGAGCAUGAUCCAUACUGGUAAUUUAGGUGUAUCACAGGCAAUGCAAAUUGCAGCCAACAUAGCUGUUCUUGAGCACACUUGUGAUCUUUUCCUGUGGCAGGCUGCCCAACUUUGCUCAGUCCCAUUACACUUAGUUGAGAGGCCUCAUGCUGGAUUGACUGCUAAGGCUGUUUUUAAGGCAUCGCAGAAUGCUGCCUAUAAUGCAUUGUUGAAUGUGGUUGAUUCUAAGUUGGAUGAGUACCUUGCCCUCAUGAACAGCAUCAAUUGGACAGCUGAUGAAGCCCCCGAACAUGCAAAUGAUUACAUUCAUGAAAUUGUUAUUUAUCUUGACUUAUUGAUCUCUACUGCUCAGCAGAUUUUGCCUUUAGAUGCUCUUUACAAAGUUGGGGUUGGUGCAUUGCAUCAUAUUUCUGAUUCGAUUGUGGCAACUUUUCUUAGUGAGAGUUUAAAGAGGUUCAACCUCAAUGCCAUCAUUGGCAUUGACAAUGAUCUGAAAAUGUUAGAAGCCUUUGCAGAUGAAAGAUUUCAAAGCACAGGUCUGAGCGAUUUAAAGAGGGAUUGCAUUUUCAGAGAUUGUUUAGUAGAAUCGAGGCAGUUGGUGAACCUUUUACUGAGCAAUCAGCCUGAUGAUUUCGUGGAUCCUGUUAUAAGAGAGAAAGAUUAUGGUGCUCUGGACUACAAGAAGGUUGCAACUAUCUGUGAAAAGUUAAAGGAUUCACCAGAUAGGUUGUUUGGGAGCCUUUCUAACCGGAAUGCAAAGCAAAAUUCUCGGAAGAAGUCAAUGGACACGUUGAAAAGGAGGCUGAAAGAUUUCAGUUGAAUUGAUCAUGCGUGAUUUUUCUGGUCAUCAUAAGAGUGGGAGUACUGCAAUGAGAGAUUCUGUUGGCUGCAUCUGCUGUAAUGUAAACUAACUUGUGUAGUUUGUAACUUCAGUUAUGUUGUCAUACUAUGUUGGCUGAAAUCUAAUCCCAAAUAGUUGAACUGUCACUUAGGUUAUUGUAAAUUUCUUUGCUUUUUCUAUGUAACACAGUAAUCUACAACAAUUAUGUGUUCUCUUGUUGCCAUAACCAGCAACUCUAUCAUUCUUCUCCUUGUGCAAUCUUCUGAUUUGGUUUUAGAACUCUUUUGAAGACCAAGGAGAAGCACAGAGAACAAAGAGAUGAGUUCUUGUUGUAGUUUUGUGUAUGUAAUAUGGAAGUGGGAUCAGGAAACAAUUUGCCUGCUUCAACAAGCUUCAACUUGA